CUCUCUGACCUCGGAGCUCGGAGACCCCGCAUUGGACUCCUUUACCCGGUGUGAGAUUCAUGUCUGCAGCGCUAACCGGGACGGCACACGUUUAGACCCACCGGAUACACUACGUUAGCGCCACGCUGACAACUAUGGUAAACAACGGCGAUAACCUCACCUCAAACUACCUGUAAAUCCUCCACAACAUGCGGAACUAACGUCAACAGCAUGCUGAUACACGCCUCUCCAUUCGGUCACUGGUGAGGUUUAUUGCUCAUAAUUUAACUCAAAGGGCUGCUAGUGUUGGUUUCAGUCCGUCACUGGACUUCAUUGUUGUGAUAUUUAAAAACAGCAUGUUCUGCAGGUCAGCUCUGUGCAGUCGCUUCCGGUCCACGCUCUCUUCUCAGGACAGGAAAUGCACGCAAAUAUAGCCUAGAAAAUAAAAUCGUGUACACACUUCCGGUAGAAAACGAAUUGUCGUUGAUUUGAUAACUUGGAUUAUGUUUUGGAAACGUGCUCAGGGUAACAGGUAACCAGUUAGAUCAUCUGCUACUACCAAGCCUGCACCGCCUGCUGCAAAACUCUUGCUCUUCUUCCCCCCCACCCGCUACCCCACCAAAACAGAUUAAGCCUUUAAACUCAGAGGUGAAUGACAUCUCUUUUGAAAACACACAAAUCAGUGGCCAUCAUGGAGACAAUUGAAGCUCAGUGGCCAAACGUCAUCAGCACCAGUACAUGCUUUCUCUGCGAUGACUGUCCCGACAACCUGGAGGCCUUACACCUCCUCCAGCACUUCAAAGCAGCCAAUGGGGAGGCCAUCGACUCGGCCGCUUUGGACCCCUCGUUUGCUGCUCUGCUAAGCGGGGCGGGGGUUGUGCUUGAGGAGCCACCUGUGAACGAUCUCCUCUCGCGCCUCAAGACGUACUUCGCCUCCAACGCCAACCCCAGCGAGAAGGAGCUGACCAAGAUCUCAGAGUCUGUCAGUAUCCAGGUGGAUGUGGUCAGAAAGUGGUUUGCAAAGAUGAACUCUAGAAAACAGGUGGGCCAAGACGCUUCGAAUCAGAAUGGACGUGCAAAGAAGGACAGCUCACAAGCAAUAUCCAACAUAGCCUCAUCAUUAUCUGACAGCGAUUGUGAUGACUCUUCCCAACUCAACCUUGUCAUUGUUAAAAGUGAGCCGGAAGAAGCAGACCCCCUGGGCUUCCAGGCCAAGGUCUCCCUUCCUAAUCAUAUUUCAUCACUGGGAACCACAACGCCUUCCUCCACACAGCAGGAAAAGCUCCCAAAGGGUCAAACCAUCAACCCCCCUCGGAUUGGAAAACAUAUCAACAUCAUCACGGCCGCACAGAUGCGCUUCCUAGCAGCGUCCACCGGUCAGAGCACCGUGCGCUGUCUCAGCUCCAUCAACACCACAGCAACACGCACCAUCCUCCUCCCAGACAUCGCCCGCACCUACGGCGUUUCUGCCAUGGUCAUCAACUCCACUGGAGCAAAGGCCUUUGCACUCACAAACAAUAAGGAAAAGAGGCUGGGCAGCGGCUCUGACGGCGUGUCCACUGCGGUGGAGAAGACUGCUCCACGUUCAGUCAAACGGAUGAAGAAGCAACGGCUGGAAAAGGAACUGCACUCAUGUGACCUUUGCUCCAAAGUCUUCAACAAGGUCUGCAGUCUGAUCAGGCACAAAUAUGAACACACAGGAAAACGACCCUUUGAAUGCAACGUCUGCAAGAAGACCUUCAAACACCAACACCACCUGACCGAACACUCCAGGCUGCACUCCGGGGAGAAACCCUUUCAGUGCGACAAGUGUGGGAGGCGUUUCUCUCACUCGGGCUCGUACUCCCAGCACAACAAGAGCCGCAUGACCAGAUGCACGAAGAUCCAGUCAGACUCCGAUCCGGUUCGGGGCCUCGCAGAUUGUCUCUCGGCAGACCCGCAUGCACCGCAGUUUGACGCUCGGACUAUGACCCACACUGGACUCAGAUGAGAGAGAGAGAGGUAUGAGAGAAAGCUCACUACUUCUUCUGUGACGUGAUGGAGAUCCAGCUGGAGAACGACAGGUGAGACAACAAAACCUGCAGAGGAAGAGAUGACAAACGGCACAUUUAAAGAUAGUCUUUUGGAUUAAAGUGGAGCUAGAAUGAAGUCACCGCUGUCUAAAAAAAAAAGCCCACAUGUGCAGGAACUUGAGAAAACAGAACAGUGCCUUUUUUUUGGUGACAAUGAAAUGGAAUUUAUUUUUAAAGGGGGACAUAUUUCAAAGCAGAACUCACAAAGCACUGUGUUAAAUGUCUCAUUUGAUCUAUCUCCAGGUAAACAUUAAAACCAGACUCCAGCACACCUGUUUAUAAAACUUCAAACUACCCAUAAAUUAGGAAGAGAAUCAAACUGAAUUUAGUUCUGUAUCAAAAGCAAAAUGAAGAACAUAUCACCGGGUGGCGCUAGAAGACCACCCGACCCAGAAUUGAAGUCUGAAGACCACAAUCAGCGCUAAUCAUUCGUAGUUAAUUGAGUUUUGAUUAUAUAUUUGCACAUCUAGUGUCAUAGUGUAUAUUUAAUGAUAUAUCACAUAAUGAAACGUUUCUUUGCUACUACUUUUACUUUUUAUACUAAUUCUUAUUGGACUUUUCAACAGAAAUGAAUGUGCUUGUCCCGAAUAGAACCAGUAGGUGGCAGUGGAGGUCUGACGUGUUGCUUUUAUUAGCUUCAGGUUUGAUCUGACAACCCUCUCUGGAAAAAGUACUCCGAUAUUUUCAGACCUUGAUGGACGAGACGCCUACAGCCUUUUAUCAGAAAGUGAUUCAGUUAAAAAUGUGAAAGACCCUGGAAUGAAAUAAAUACAGAGCCAUCAUUUGAUUAGAGAGCGUGCUACAGUUGCCUGAGCCUUUUCUGUAAGUGGCUGGUGUUUAAGUUAAGAAGAAACGUUGGUGUUGGAGAGGCCCUGUUAUGCUUAUAGGUUUUCUCUUUCAUGUGUUGUAUAGGUUUGUUGGCAAAGGAUAAAAUCCCAAAGUUGUGCAUGUCUCUCCUCCAGUGUUGGUAUCGGCAGUAGGGGUUGCCAAAGGGAAUUAAAAACUCAGCACAUAAAGGAAAACACAACUUUUUAUUUUAAAGUCAGAGAUAUACGAGCUAACCAAACAACGUUCCCUUUAAUCGACCUUUUUCAUGUUACCCCUUAAAGCACAGGUAGUCAACUCACAGGUGGGUUCACUUAUGCUGUAAGUACAUUUAGUCCUCAGAAGAUGUGUUGUGAUUGACACUUCAGGGUGAGGAACUCCCUCUCUUCUUAGUUCAUGGAGUUUAUUGACAUGUGACUACAGCUACAGCCAACUUCAACCUGGCGACGGGUUGAACCGGCCAGAGGUGUAGAAACCCUCUUCCCUAGAGAAAUAUAGAGUGCAGUACUUUGGGAUUUUAGUCUUUGCAGACCAUUUACUUGCACAAAAAUCUGUAUCAGUUUUAAUAGUUGGUAGCACACUGACAGGUUACUUGAAAUCACUCUUUAGGCUAAUUUAAAUAAUGUUCCUUUUCUACAUUUGACCCCUUUGGACUAGUGUCUACCCUUCUUGCAGUGGGAGGUACUAUAAACUGUGCACAUGAGCUUUAGUCUGCAGUCUGACCUUUUUUGGUAGUUCCUCAUAGCGAGCCAUCUACACCACAAGACACUCCAGCGUUAUGAAGAAUGUGUGCGUAUGAGAUAAAAAGGGGCGGGGCUACAUGGGGUGAAUAACCGUGGAAGAAGCUGGCCCCUCCCUGUCAUUUCUUGAUAGGACAGAUAACCGGUAAGGAGUUAGAAUAAGGUCAUACCUGGACUUUAAUCCUCUCUGCCGCUCCCCUUUGUAAUUAAACAAACUCUGGUGUUCACUCUGAGCAUCGAUGUUGAUGCCUGGGGUGAUUUAUUGUGAGUGUAUCCUGGAGAACCCAUCAGGAGAAAGGAGAUAAAUAAAUGAAAGAGCCUUUGCAUGUCCUCCUGUGGUUAAACGUGAACAAAUGCAUAAAAUAAACAAGCACUUUAAUACCUCUUCA
Molecule: messenger RNA, 4005 nt
Organism: Eleginops maclovinus (Patagonian blennie)
Lineage: Eukaryota; Metazoa; Chordata; Actinopteri; Perciformes; Eleginopidae
Product: zinc finger E-box-binding homeobox 1-like
Exons: 3
Coding region: 632-1969 (445 amino acids)
Molecular function (GO): DNA binding
Source: RefSeq, a predicted model, not a curated record